Molecule: messenger RNA, 967 nt
Organism: Linum tenue
Lineage: Eukaryota; Viridiplantae; Streptophyta; Magnoliopsida; Malpighiales; Linaceae
Source: the annotation of a GenBank genome assembly
GCCAUCAAUAUUCAUAAUCUCACACCUAAGGCCCUAUUCAUAAUCUCACACGCUCGAUUCCUUCCAUUUCCCCUCCCCCACUCUCUCUCUCUCUCUGUGGUUUUCUUUCCUUUCAGUUCUGUUGAAGAAAGUUCUGGACUUUUUCCCUUCGCCAGCUGGCUUUGAAUUCAGAGACCGUGCCAUGUUUCUGAUCGAUUGGUUCUACGGAGUUCUGGCUUCCCUUGGUCUGUGGCAGAAGGAAGCGAAGAUCUUGUUCCUGGGUCUCGAUAAUGCCGGGAAGACAACCCUGCUUCACAUGUUGAAAGAUGAGAGGCUAGUUCAGCACCAGCCGACCCAGUACCCAACUUCUGAAGAGCUAAGCAUUGGGAAAAUCAAGUUCAAAGCUUUCGAUUUGGGUGGUCAUCAGAUUGCUCGCCGAGUGUGGAAAGAUUAUUAUACUCAGGUGGAUGCAGUGGUGUACUUGGUAGACGCAUUCGACAAGGAAAGAUUUGCCGAGUCCAAAAAGGAACUUGAUGCACUCCUCUCAGACGAGUCACUGGCCACCGUCCCAUUCCUGAUACUCGGGAACAAGAUCGACCUACCAUACGCUGCCUCUGAAGACGAGCUUCGCUACCACAUGGGCCUCACCAACUUCACGACAGGGAAGGGCAGAGUUAACUUGGCUGACACCAAUGUUCGGCCGCUCGAGGUGUUCAUGUGCAGCAUCGUCCGGAAAAUGGGUUAUGGAGAAGGCUUCAGGUGGAUGUCUCAGUACAUCAAGUAGGGUUGAGGAAGGGUAUUUAGUGAAACAGAGAACUGGUUUGGUUUGGUUUCUCUGCUUGGUGCUGGGCUUUUCUUAUAUACUUGAAUUUGGGGUUAAUUGCAUUGUUGGUCACUGAGAUUACUAAAAACGUUCAUGUUUGGUCACUCGAAAUAUUUAAAUCCAUUCAUGGUCACUACAUUUAGUAAGAGAAUCCAAAUUUGGUCA